GGAACUGGUGGGCAAAGUAAACUAGAUGGUCCACUAAGCCAAGCAAAUGCUGAGAAAAUCUUUAAAAAGAAAUUUCUGGAGAAAACAAAAAAUUCUUGGGAUAAACGUCAGCAAUUUGUGGCAGUGAAAGGAAAAUAUACUUUAGUUCUGAAGACUGAUUCUUCUCAAAGUAGCCAGGUCACUGAGAGCCAGGUAUACAGUGCGUAUUGCAAUAAUCUAUUAUGUCAAGUUCCAUAUAACCCUUAUCCAACACUGUUACACCACGCAAUUUUUGCUGUGACUGCGACGCACUUUCUGGCACUAGAAAGCCAUGUUAUAAUAAUACCAAGGGAGCUUCGGUAGCGAAGUGGUUAGCGCACUUUCCUUUCGCCUCUUGAGGCCCGAAUCUCAGUGAGAACUUUCUCAAUGCGACCCGAACCCAGUCCUCAUGCGAAAAGAGCAAAAAGUCAACGCUCUGCCGAAAGUCGUGGGACAGUUCUCCGGGUACUCCGGUUUUCUCCCACAGGGAAAGUUGAAAGGGCGGUUUAUAGGCAAAAGGGCUCAUUGCAAUUGGCAUAUAUGUUUAUAUGUCUUGCGUAACAUAAAUCAUUAACAUGAGCCAACCUCGUACCCAGAGCUAGCCGCGAAUUGAAGACGGCGGCAUAGCCCUGGUAAACGCUGGUCACGUGACUCCAACAUUACGUAAUUGUUACUUUUCUCAACCGGGGGGUGAAUGCUAGAGUUGAAACUCGAAGACAAACAGUUUUUAUCUCAGAAAUUCUUCAAUCUUCCCUGUGAAUUUUGCAUUUCAAGCUUUUCUCAAAGUACGGCGAUCGAUCAAAUGGAUCAAUACUUUCUGUAGAAAAAACUCAGUGAGAUGUGUUCCAAUGAGACGUUUAAAAGACUUGGAUAUGUCGCUCAAGACGCUCGAUCAUUUGCACAGGUUUAUGGUUUAGUACUUUGUUCAGUUUGUUGCAACUUGCGAAGCAAAUGAAUGCAAAUUCAACUCUUGUAUAAUGACUAAAAGGUAGUUUGUAGAGGGACAACUUAUACAAACGAUAUGAAUACUUGAGCUUCAAACUAGGGACAAGUUUACGGACAUCCCUAAUAUAUAUAUGGACAUUCAUUUGAUAUUUCACCAAUAUGUAAAUAUGAAGUCAUUAAAUAUAUAAAAGGAUUGUUGUUGUAUAUGUACAAGUAUUGUGCUGUGGUAUUUAUGUUUUUAACCCUUUAAGUGGCAAUGCACCGUACUUUGUUAGUUUACUCUGUCUAAUGGCAGACAAUUUUACUCAUCAGGUGGACAGUGCAUCAUGCCGCCACUCAAUGGGUUAGCAUAGUCGAUGAACAUGCCAAAUGAUCCUUGACCAUGGUAGUGCAUUUUUGCACUUGUUGGAUGAUAUCGCAACCAAGUGUUGUUUCAGAGGAAGAGCCUUGAGAUCAUGCUGUGUAGCAAUUGGAAUCUCGUAUAGAGCCUGCUCUCGUAUAAAGCAGGCAAGACCUUCACUCAGAAGGCAGGAUUAAUAUUAAUUCCCCACAUAAACACUUGAAAAUGCAGGACAAAAAACAUGCAGCCUGGACUUUAACUGUUAAACAACCAAAUCAGCAUGAUAAUCAAAUCUGUAAACAGUGUGAUAAUUUUUGCUUAGCCCAAACCAAAACCAGUUUUCUAGAAUUAAUUUGCAGAACCCUCCAACUUGAAGAGCUAGCUGUGCUAACCAAGUUGCAUGGGCAACCCUGAAUUGAAGUGGCUAGAGAAAAUCUUCAAAAAAUAAUAGAGAUCAGAUUUGACUAUUAACCAGAUAAGUGUCAUUUAUCCAAUCAAACAAUCGGAUGCAACUGCCAGAUCAAGUAGUGGAAGUCAAAUUUGAACCUUUCUAUAUGGAUUUCAGAGAGACCAGUCAUUAUUUGCUGAUAUAUUAUAACUUGUAUAAUCAAAAGCUACAGUGACUAUAUAUUCAUUUAUCAUAUUGAAAAUUGAUAUAUAAUUAUCUAAAGUGAGAAUAAUUUUUAAAAAAUAUUCACAACAUCAAAUGAUUCAUGCAUGCUGGUGAUUGAAUAAACCAUAAUAUGGAGUGUUCAUUCAGAAUCUCUACAAAUUCCUUGACAUUAUUUUUCCAGUACAGUGUACAACUAUACAGAUAUUAGGUUGCAUGUCCACCAGUGUGCUGAAAUACCAUCCAGUGACCCGGUCUUGUUCAUUGUUACUUGCAUCUUGCUUAAUUCAACUGUUUUUGCCCCAUUUCUUGUACCCAUAAAGUUCUUUUCAAUAAUCUAGAAAACUUCAAAAUCAUUCAGUAAAUUUAAUUUUAAAAUUUGGUGAAAGAGGUCAAUAGAUGAAGAAAUAAUUUCUUCUUGUUCAUACAUCUGGCCCCCAUCUCUGUCAGGUGUUAGAGUAGAAAUUUAUUGAAACCUUCAGAAAAUAAUUAUGGCAACAAGGUUACAUGUCACAAGGUUACAUGUUUUUUAAAGAUCUCAUGGGCACAAAAGGUAUAAAUGUAGGGGCAAGGGAACAAAAUAAUGAAAUUUUGAGAUUCAGGGGCAGGUUUUACGAUGGGGUGCUGAACCUUUUCCCUAAAAAAUCCUUGACUAUAGCAGGAGUUGUCAUGGAUAUUAAAAAUACUCAUUAACUCACUAACAAUAAAUAAUGCUGAAUAAAUGCCGAAACUGAUGUUUGAAAUAUCCUAGCAGGUUAGGUUGACAAGAUUUUAGCUUUGUCAACCUGGCCACUCUGUUAUUACAGUAAUGGCUCAUUUAAAUAAUUCCAGGUCAUUAAAUGUAAAUGUAAAUGUAAAAACAAAGUAUUUGAAGUUAAUGCUGCUGUAAACUGUAGUUUAAUAAUACUGUAUGUAAAUACGUUUCUCGCUGCGAUAAAUCAAUAUUUUAAAUAAUAAUCAUGUGAGAGUAGAACUUUACUGAGAGUCUGAGUAUAGUAUUUAUAAGCCAUAGUCUGGCCAUGUUUUCUCAAUAUUUAAACUACGAAUUCAGCUAACUAUAUUAACAUACUGUAUAAAAUAUAUUAAAUAGCCUUCGAAAUAUACAUUUCAUAGAGCUAGUCAGUGUAACAAAUAAUGGGAAUCUGCUAAAUAAUUUGUAACAAUGAAAUACUCCUAAACAUUUUCAAAUUCAUACUGUACCUUUUACUUGAUGGAAAUCAUCACAAAUUGGUAUGUACGAGGUUGGCUCCAAUAUUUUCCUUCGAAAUUCGAAACAUCGCCUCCUCGGCAAUUUAUAUGAUGCGAUAUGAAAGAAAAUUGAUGUACAUUCGACGUAUAUAUAAACGUAACAUAUUAAAAAGAAAGAUUACAACAAAAAAUAAAAGAAUAUAAAUAUUCUGCGGCAAUUCAAGUUCUAUUCGUGAACUUUUCGUCGCCCCCCUGUCUUUAUUUCCAUAAAGCACGCUCGCAGGCUAAUACUCCAAGAAUAUUUGCCUGACACGUGACCAGCGUUUACCAGGGCCUCGCCCGCUUUGGCGGCCAUAUUAAAAAAUCGGGCGGGCAGGCCCUGGGUACGCGGUUGAACAUGAGCCCGGCUUAACUCACCUUAAGAUUGAGCUUUACGAGAUUAAGUAUUACGAUAAGAUUGAGCUUUACGAUUAUCUUUAAGAUUAAAUGGUAAGUAGCUAAUUCAUGCUUUAAUGCACAAAUUAACCUAACUUCGAACAGCUAUAUACUGUAAACACGAUUUGAAGUUUGCUGUCUGCUGUAAAGUACGUUAAUCUUUAGGUCUGUAAUAACAUAUACCUUGUUUUGUCUUUAGGCUGUAGGGCAACCGCUAUUAAAACUGCCAUUUUUUUAUUUUCAAACGCCCUUGUAACUCAUGUAUACUGCAGUUACAACUAUGUAUAAGUUAUUUUGAGGCAACGGGGGGAUAUGUGAUUUAUUAGAGACCUUACGAUUUUAGAACGGCAAACGCGACGGCGACGGCCAAAACAAACUCCUUCAAAUAAAUGGUAUAGUCGAUAGUUUGUCGUAUAUUAGCAAUCGUAUGAAUUUAAUACAGUCUUAGAAGUUGAAAACAUGGAUUUUAUGGUUGGGAAGAGUUGUGCUAAACACCGUUUGAAGUUGCACUUGUUGUGGCUUGGAAUGCAGCCGUUGUAUCAACACUUGAAAAUCUGUGAUUUGGCGUUGUAAACAGAGCGAGGACAAUGUCUAAAUUAUUCAUUUAUUGUACUUACUCAAUUCUUCUCAAUGAUCUAUUGUAUUCAGUGGUAGCCGUUGCCGUCGCGGUUGCCGUCCUAAAAUCAUAAGGUCUCUAUUCACCGAGCCGCGCAGCGCCGAGGUGAAUAAACAGAUAUUCCCGAGGUGCGCCUCAAAAUAACGUACUUAUUUUUCACAAUGCGAGGUCGCGUUAAUGAGUCGGAAUAGAAAUAAUUCUUAAUGCCAUAUUGCCUUCGUUAUGUUGUUUUUUUUUCUCAUUUUUUGUGCUGCAAAGAUAUUGCAGGUGAAUAUUAGAGGGGAUUAUUAAAUGGAAAUUGAUUAGAGGAAUAUGCGAAUAUGUUUGUGUCGAAGGCCGAAGGGUCAAAAUUUGCUUAUAAUUAUUUUCUUAUGUUAAGCAAUAAGCAUGACAGUAACUUAAUAUCAAAUUAAUGCAUGAUAAAAUACCAUAUUUGGAUUACCUGGGAAAGAUCGAAGCACUCCAUUAGUGUACAAAACGUACAAAUUAUUGCCAUACUGAAUAGCACUUUGGAUUUUGCAGAAACCAGAUGCAUUUUUAUCAGAAGUACAACAACUACCAGUGGAAUUGCUCCGUUAUAUCUUAUUACAGCUUCCUGUGCGAGAUGUGUUACUAUACAUGCAAGUCUGCAAAUACUGGAAG
This is a messenger RNA of Paramuricea clavata, 4794 nucleotides long. NCBI's taxonomy places the organism in Eukaryota, Metazoa, Cnidaria, Anthozoa, Malacalcyonacea, Plexauridae. The record is from the annotation of a GenBank genome assembly.